Messenger RNA from Tuber aestivum (summer truffle), 700 nucleotides. The record is from the annotation of a GenBank genome assembly. Lineage: Eukaryota; Fungi; Ascomycota; Pezizomycetes; Pezizales; Tuberaceae.
AUGUCAGACUCCUACCGCCCCUCCAACUCUCCCCUAACAAAUGGGCACCACCACCGCGACCACCAUCACCAUCGCCCAACCUCCACCCUCCCACCACCACACCCAUCCCUACCCCCAGCGCCAAUCCUCUCCGAAGAAGCAAAAUCUACAAUCGAUCUUCUCAAGACAACCUACAAAAAGCGCGGCCAUUUCGACACUUUACGAAAGGAUAUAUACCAAUCUUUCACCGAUACAGUAUCCCCCCCCUUUUCGGUCCCCCCCCGCUCCUCCUUCAGCUUUGCUAAUGCAGCUGUACUUUGAAGGGCACAAAGCUUCAUUUCAUAGCCGCCCUCGAGAAAAUCGCCGGUGCGGAGAUCGAGCGCGACCCAAGUCUGCUUGCGAGGGACAAGGGCAAGGCAGCGGAAUUGAUCGAAACUACAGUUUUACGAGGGGAUACGUAUUCUAAUGUAGAGAAGGCGGUGGAAGAGCUACUCGCGGCCAGGAGGGCGGAAAUUGAAGGGAUGCUAAAGGGGAUCAUGGAGGAGCAAGGGCUCUUGCCAAAGGAUGAAGAGGAGGGAAGCGGGGAAGGGGGGAAGGAUAGAGAUGGGGAUGCGGAUAUGGGUGGUGCUGUGGCCGUGCCUGUGGAGAGGGAGCGCGAGAAGAAUAGGAAUGGGGAUAGAGACAGGGACAAGGGUAGGGAUAAGGAUCGCGAGAGGGAUAG